Suillus subaureus is the source of this 2297-nucleotide messenger RNA. RefSeq names its product Mob1/phocein. NCBI's taxonomy places the organism in Eukaryota, Fungi, Basidiomycota, Agaricomycetes, Boletales, Suillaceae. Gene Ontology annotation, cellular component: cytoplasm. The record is from RefSeq and is a predicted model, not a curated record. Bases 61 to 1881 code for a protein of 606 amino acids. The transcript is spliced from 5 exons.
CUAACCUGGAGUUUUGUUUCCACGAUCAUUUUCCGCGAAAUUUAGUCAACUCGUGAGACAAUGCUUGCUUAUUCGCGCUCAACGCUCUCGACGGCGACAACAACCUCGAGCUCACUGUCACUGACGAUGGCAGUAGCCGUACAGCGCCCAUUACGCGGUUCACGUGUAUCCUCCUUCUAUCCUGUCAAAGCUCUCCCAUCCUUGUCCUCUCUCGAUAGCGCGUUCCAGCUCCAAGAAUAUAUUUCGCUUCUUAUUCGUCUUGACGUCCAUGAUGUUAACUCAAUAGUGUCUCUUCCGGGGAAAGCUGCUUUCAAGGACGCCGAAGAAAAGUCUUCUGAUCUUUCUGAUCAAGCUGAGCGUAAACCAGAUGAUCCUGAACGCAAAAGCGACAUAACAGUCGACCGAGGUUGCUGGAUUUACGAACAACUACGACGUCUCGCACAGGACCUAUCUCAUCCCCUCAUCACAAUGUUGCAGCAGGAAUGUACUCGUAACACCUGUCCCGAGAUGAAGGCGGGAGAGUGGUUGUAUUUGUGUGUCGCACACGGUAAUGACGGCGCUAUGGAGCAAUGCUGUGCUAUUGAUUACAUCCUUCAUACGUUAGAUAGCGCAACCGCACUAUUAAGUUCACCUCGAGCUUUCCCAUCUCGCCUUUCGAUACCUCCUACCUCAUAUCGACACUUCUCUUCGCUUGCUCGUCGCCUUGGUAGAAUAUUUGCACAUGCGUAUUUCCACCACCGAGAAGCCUUUGAACAAGCGGAGGCCGAAUCAUUGCUCUACGCCCGCUUCCUGAAACUUACUAGUCAAUUUGAUCUCGUCCCUACCGAGUUCCUUGUCAUCCCCUCAGGUGCUGUCCUGCCAGGUAGAAAGGGACACGAUGAGGAUGUCGAACCUCCACGUCUUCUUGCAGCGGCCGUCAAUCCGCUGCGUGAGCAGGAGGAUCAAAAUGCACCUACGACAGAACAAGCACAACCUCCGAAUGUCCGCGAGAAGAGUCCUCCGGGACUGUCCAGUGACAGCCCGAUUGGCACCGAUAGUCCACGCCGGCUGGGGCGCAAUCGCACAGACACUAUGGUGUUCAGUGAGGCGUACAAUGUUGCAGAGGAGCUUGCAAAAGGCGGCGACCAUAGUGUCACCGAAAGCGGUUUAUUGCAUACUGCGCUAUCUGCUGAGCCUGAGAGCUAUUCGCAACCCUCAUGGUCCGGUCAGCCGAAUGAGUUCCCUCCCGACAAAUUUGGGUUUGACGUCGAAGAGGUCCCUGUCGAAGAAGUGCUCGUCGACGAAGUGGCAACCGUCACCGGAUCAAACUCUCCACCUCUAGACGAUCUGUCCUUAACGUUGCUUGGGGGCUCCAGCUCACCUGCCCCUGCUGGGCCACCUGUACUGGAACACGAGGUAGAGACGAUUCCAAUUGUUGAAGAGAUUGAGACCGUCCAGGAACAGCCGGCUGUCGAGCCUGUAGUUCCCCACGAAGAGACCGCUGCCUUGGCUGAGCCCUCGAGCCCAGUAGCCCCCGCAGCUACCCAAAAUGUUGAGCCCAGUGUUGCAGACCCUGAUGUUGUGGAGGAGCCUGUAGCUGCCGAAAAAUCUGAUUCACCGGAACCAGUUCCGGAAUCUGAAACAUUAGAUGAGACACCCCUCGACCCUUCUCCUGAGGCAGAUGCAGUAACCACCCACCUCGUGGAACCCCCCGCGCCAUCAUCUCCUGAAUCUGCCUUCGUCGAGGACUCCCUCACGGAGCCCGAGGUUAGCCUUAAUCUGAGCGAGCCCCCGCCGUCAGAGCCAAUACCCCCAGAGAGCGAGAGUGAUAUUACGGAUGAGGCACAUGAUGUGGAUGAGGAAGCAGAGGUGGAGGUGGAGUUAGUGGAGGAGAAUUCAUGAGGUUAGGUCGUCUGCUUAGCUGUGUUUUCGUAGCAUUGUUCUGUUUUUCCCCAUUUCUUACUGCUUUGAUGUCACUGCGUGCCAACGAGAAUUUUCGAAGAAGGCUACUGUCGGACACCCAGGAAUGCACCUGCUCUGUUGAAACUGUCUCGAUUGACUCAAAUAGAUCAGUUUGAUGCCGGUGUCGUCAUGAUCAUAUGACAGGUUCCAUGUAUAGUUCCGUGUCAUUGUGAUUGGCAGGUGUUCAUCACGUCUAAAAGUAUGAUUAACCACCGAAGACUUCUAGCCUGGUGUUUCCAAAUCUCGAGGACGGGGCGCAAGCUCUGGCGUUUGAAAUCUAACUAUCUUUAAACUUUCCUCAUUCGUGCACAGCGCAAGCUGUUGAUAUUAUUGUGCUGUCAUGCAAAUGAUCGACG